This is a messenger RNA of Gigantopelta aegis, 659 nucleotides long. RefSeq lists its product as uncharacterized. Bases 75 to 659 code for a protein of 194 amino acids. The transcript is spliced from 3 exons. NCBI's taxonomy places the organism in Eukaryota, Metazoa, Mollusca, Gastropoda, Neomphalida, Peltospiridae. The record is from RefSeq and is a predicted model, not a curated record.
AGAAAACUAGCACUUCAACAGAUGUCCUCACAAUGCUGAUUAAAUUAUGAGGUAGUCACAGAAUAUCAUCCACAAUGGCAGCUGCAAGCAGUGGGCAGCCGUUUGAAUUUGAUAUAAGUCUUGAUCCUCUUCUUGUACAUGACAGUGGUAAAGACGAUGAGGAGAUAGAAGACCAUAGAACUGUGUAUCAAUGCUUACAAGAAACCCACUUACUGACCAAAUGUUUUCAAGCAUAUGAAAAUGUCAGAGUGGUCAAAAUAUCUACAGAACUUAGAAUAACUCUGACUGUAUCCUCUUUGGAAGAAUUUGAAGAAAUAAGGAAAGUUGUUCACAACGGAGAGCUGACUAAAUCAAUUACAGAAUUUGUUGUUGGUUUAGGAUUGGAAGUGGAUCUUGGUGUAUUUUCUCAUGUUGGUCAAAGUUCCCAUGUCAAACUGGAUGUGGAUCUGUUUGAUGAAAAAAAGACAACCAGAAAGGCUAAAAAUCAUUUUAAAAAUGUUCACAAGACGUGUGUUCCUGGGUGUGUAGGCAGCAUUGUUAUGCCUCCAAACUCUCAAAUGGCCAUCUGUGACAUGGAGCAGGAACCGGCUUUCAUCGGACCAAUGGACUCUUCACCAGGACCUCAGAUUCCAACCUCUCUGAGCCAAACACCACGCUAA